Hemicordylus capensis (graceful crag lizard) is the source of this 3171-nucleotide messenger RNA. It is a transcript of the gene RTCB, whose product is annotated as RNA 2',3'-cyclic phosphate and 5'-OH ligase. The coding region runs from base 201 to 1718 and encodes 505 amino acids. Gene Ontology annotation, molecular function: RNA ligase (ATP) activity. The record is from RefSeq and is a predicted model, not a curated record. The transcript is spliced from 12 exons. Gene Ontology annotation, biological process: tRNA splicing, via endonucleolytic cleavage and ligation. Lineage: Eukaryota; Metazoa; Chordata; Lepidosauria; Squamata; Cordylidae. Gene Ontology annotation, cellular component: nucleus; tRNA-splicing ligase complex.
UCGGCGGAUGCCGUACAAGUCGUCUAGGAAUACCUCCUUAGUUCCUCGUCUGCCUUUUCUUAUGAAGAUCGCGCGCAGCCUCUUCGGCUUCCGUACUGGUCAGUCCUGAAGCGGCUCUGCUGCGUCUGUGUGGCCGGCGGAGGGCUCGUGACACGGAGGCAGCGAGAGGCGGCAGCGGCACCAGCCCGGAUUCUGCAGCCAUGAGUCGAAGCUACAAUGACGAGCUCCAGUAUCUGGAUAAGCUGGACAAGAACUGCUGGCGCAUCAAGAAGGGCUUCGUGCCCAACAUGCGCGUGGAAGGUGUGUUCUACGUGAAUGACCCUUUAGAGAAGCUAAUGUUUGAAGAGUUAAGGAAUGCAUGCCGAGGCGGAGGUGCUGGUGGUUUUCUGCCAGCUAUGAAGCAAAUUGGGAAUGUAGCUGCAUUGCCUGGCAUCGUUCAUAGAUCUAUAGGACUUCCUGAUGUCCAUUCUGGCUAUGGGUUUGCCAUUGGUAACAUGGCUGCCUUUGAUAUGAAUGACCCAGAAGCAGUGGUAUCACCAGGUGGUGUUGGAUUUGACAUCAACUGUGGUGUACGGCUGCUUCGUACCAACCUUGACGAGUGUGAUGUCCAGCCAGUAAAGGAGCAGCUUGCCCAGUCCAUGUUUGAUCAUAUUCCUGUUGGCGUGGGAUCCAAAGGUGUUAUCCCCAUGAAUGCCAAGGACUUGGAAGAGGCUUUGGAGAUGGGGGUAGACUGGUCCCUUCGAGAAGGCUAUGCUUGGGCUGAGGAUAAAGAGCACUGUGAAGAAUAUGGGAGAAUGCUGCAAGCUGAUCCCAAUAAGGUUUCUGCAAGGGCAAAGAAAAGGGGAUUGCCUCAGCUGGGGACUCUGGGGGCAGGAAACCAUUAUGCCGAGAUUCAGGUGGUGGAUGACAUUUAUAACGAGUAUGCUGCCAGGAAGAUGGGCAUUGACCACAAAGGGCAAGUGUGUGUGAUGAUCCACAGUGGCAGCAGAGGCCUGGGCCACCAAGUAGCCACAGAUGCCCUUGUGGCUAUGGAAAAAGCCAUGAAACGGGACAAGAUCAUAGUGAAUGACCGCCAGCUGGCCUGUGCUCAUGUUGCUUCCCAAGAGGGGCAGGAUUACUUGAAGGGAAUGGCGGCAGCUGGAAACUAUGCAUGGGUCAAUCGUUCUUCCAUGACAUUCCUCACCAGACAGGCAUUUGCCAAAGUCUUCAACACCACCCCUGAUGAUCUGGAUAUGCACGUGAUCUAUGAUGUUUCUCAUAACAUUGCCAAAGUCGAGCAGCAUGUGAUAGAUGGGAAAGAACGGACCCUGCUGGUGCACAGAAAAGGAUCGACCAGAGCUUUCCCCCCUCACCACCCCCUUAUAGCUGUUGACUACCAAUUGACUGGCCAGCCAGUGCUGAUUGGUGGUACAAUGGGAACUUGUAGCUAUGUCCUUACUGGUACAGAGCAAGGCAUGACUGAAACCUUUGGAACUACCUGCCACGGAGCAGGCCGCGCGUUGUCCCGUGCCAAAUCUCGACGCAACUUGGAUUUUCAAGAUGUAUUGGACAAGUUGGCAGACAUGGGGAUUGCAAUCCGUGUUGCUUCUCCUAAACUGGUUAUGGAAGAGGCACCUGAAUCUUAUAAGAAUGUGACAGAUGUGGUUAACACCUGCCAUGCAGCUGGCAUCAGCAAGAAAGCCAUUAAACUGAGACCCAUUGCCGUUAUCAAAGGCUAGGGAAGCCUUUCACAGGAAUGACCAGCUCUGUCCUGACCACCCAGCGUGCUUGGAGAUUGUUUCUGUCUAGGUGGAAAAUACAGACUGACAAGAUUUUUAUUUGCUAGAACUCCUGGAAGUAAGAUGUGCCUAGAAAGCAUUCCUCCUUAUGAGGAAGUGAUAAACUGAGACAUGUGUUUUUUUGUUUUUUGUUUAACAGAGUCAUGUCAGAAAGAAACUGAAUUUCUUUUAGCAAAUGUCUAAAACAUCCCUGCAGAAUGCUCUUUGCCCUUAAUAAAUGACUCUGGCUGAUGCAGGGAAGGCCAGUGUUAAGCCACCAUUCUGCAGGGAGACUUAUUCUGAUGAAGGCUAAGCACAAAGGCUCCAAGAUUGAGUCACAUGUCCCUUUUCCCCCUUGAUUUUGUUCAAGCCCCCUCUAAAAUAUUGCCUUGUAAAGAAUUCAACUAUUGGCAAUGAUCUACGCAGCUAAAGGUUUUUUGGCAUUGUGGGUUGUAUUAAAGCUUGAUAAUGCCACUUGUCCAUAUGAUUUGACAACUCACCAUUGCUGUACUAUGAAGUCAAAUAGUCAUACGGCUAAGUGCAGUCCUCUGUUGGCCUGGGAUGCUAUUGACUGAGGGUACGCUUGCACCAUUGCUGUUUCCCCAGCAGCAGUGUGCCCCCAUGCCUGGGGUUAUCCCUUAUGAAGACCCUACUCACUUGCUUUGAAACAGGAAGACUAGGACCAACUUUCCUGUGAUGUCCCUGCAUAGUUAGGGUGAGCGGAUGCUAGAGCAUUAUGUUACAGCACUUUUCAGUCGUGUUUGGGCCUGAACGGCUUAUGCCCUAGUGCUGCAAAAAUGAGAAACCUCAUCUGAGCAAGUCCUAGAUGCUCAGGAGCCCUGUUUGCUCUUGCAUCUGGUCGCCCUACUCGCUGUGUCUGGAUAAGCAAGCUGGAGAGUUGCCCACAAGUCUUGCUGUCUUUCAGGCACAUCUGUUUGGGAGUCUUGUAAAUGUGUUUGCCCUUUGAAACAGCAAGUAGGGCUAUACCCAUGUAUAGCAGGGAGACUUGUUCUGGCCCUCGUAUCUUCUGAGCUGCUGUUUGCACACGUUGUGCAAAUGGGUGGAGUGCGGUACUGGGACACAAGGUAAUGACAGAACGUGCUUCCCCAAAGCAUACUCUGGGCAGUGGGGCAGGAUCCAAUGAUAGUAGCUGUUGGAAAACAGAAGGUGAUUUCAGCAGAACCAGCGUUUGCUCUGAUGCUGCUUUUGAUUGUUCAGUGCAUAGUGCUCUUCCUUCUUCUCAUGCAACAGUAGUGGCCGCUUGGUGUGAUCUGGACCAUGGCAAGCAUGACUUGACACUGACAAAGGCCUUUUCUUUGUGUGAAUUGAACUGAAAUUCUGGGAGUGGCUCUCCAAAGGAGGUGAACAGCUGAGGACUUGACAUUUCUCAAUAAAACGCAAUGACUUCCUUGUA